This is a messenger RNA of Nicotiana tabacum (common tobacco), 588 nucleotides long. RefSeq lists its product as uncharacterized. The record is from RefSeq and is a predicted model, not a curated record. NCBI's taxonomy places the organism in Eukaryota, Viridiplantae, Streptophyta, Magnoliopsida, Solanales, Solanaceae.
AUGGGAAGUUCUCUUGAUGAUUCUAUAACCACUUCCCAAAUUGGUGCAACCACUGUUGGUGCAGCAAGUGUUGCUGCUUCUCAAAAUCUCGAUGUGUCUCAUCCUUACUUUCUUGCACCUUCAGACUUUCCAGGAAUGCAGCUUGUAACCUCGCCUUUUGAUGGUAAAGGAUAUGGAGGAUGGAAGAGGAGCAUGUUGAUUGCUUUGACAACAAAGAACAAAGUGGGUUUCAUCAAUGGAAGCUGCCCUGAACCAGAAAUCAACUCAAAUCUAUACACUUCAUGGACUAGAUGCAACAAUAUGGUAAUCUCUUGGUUAUUAAACUCACUCUCUAAAGAAAUCAGUGAAAGUGUAAUUUAUUCUUCUACUGCUAAAGACCUUUGGAAUGAACUAGAAGAAAGGUUUGGGCAAAGCUGUGGAACCAGACUUUUUCAGUUGCAGAAAGAACUAAGUAUUUUGAACCAAGGGUCUAAUGACAUAGCUGGAUACUACACUAAGCUGAAACAUAUUUGGGAUAAACUUGACACUCUUGGUGCUUACGAGAUUUGUAGUUGCAACUGUAACUGUGGGGUUAGGUUAAAAAUAUAA